AUGGCUGCCCUCCAUGGGGUUGUGAAGCUGUGGCUGUGUGAGCUGUGGCUGUUCCUGCUGGUUUCCUGCGUGAGUGUGCCCUUUUUGCCGCAGGAAGAGGACGUUGACUUUAUCAAUGAAUACGUGGACCUCCAUAAUGAACUCCGGGGAGAAGUCUAUCCCAGAGGGUCCAACCUGCGCUUUGUGACCUGGGAUGUAGCUUUAUCACGAACUGCUAGAGCCUGGGGGAAAAAAUGUGUGUUUAAACGAAACAGUCAUUUAGAAGACUUAAAAAUGUCCCAUCCUGUUUUUAAUGGUAUUGGUGAAAAUAUGUGGGUUGGGCCUGAAAAUGAGUUUACUGCAAGUAUUGCCAUCAGAAGUUGGUUUGAAGAGAGGAAAAAGUAUAAUUUUGAAAAUGACAGUUGCUCUGGUAACUGUUCUCAUUAUGUUCAGCUUGUUUGGGACAACUCUUACAAAGUUGGUUGUGCUGUUACCGCAUGUCCAAGAAUUGGAAAUAUUAUACAUGCAGCACUUUUCAUAUGCAAUUAUGCACCAGGAGGCACUCUAACAAGAAGGCCUUAUCAAGAAGGAGUAUUUUGUACUCGCUGUGGCCAUCGUGACAAAUGCACAGAUCGUCUAUGCAGUAAUGCAGAUCGUGACCAAGCCAUAUAUUACCAAUUUUGGUAUCCAAGUUGGGAAGAUCCUCGGCCAGUUGUGUGUAAUCCACUGUGUUUGUUUAUUUUAUUACUGAGAAUACUGUGUUUUAUUCUAAGUGUUGUAAUUGUAAUGAUAGUACAGCCUCACUUUCCAAACAUCCUGUUGGAAAGACAGAUGGUAUUUACCCCUGAAGGCUCUGAAAGAAGGAAAAUGACCCAACAAACAAAAAUGGAGACAGAAGAAGAGGAAAUAAAAUCAUCAGAGGAAGAGGAAGAGGAAGAGGAAGAGGAAGAGGAAGACAAGGAGGAAGAUAUAUCAGAAACAUAA
Perognathus longimembris pacificus (Pacific pocket mouse) is the source of this 963-nucleotide messenger RNA. It is a transcript of the gene Glipr1l2, whose product is annotated as GLIPR1 like 2. The transcript has 6 exons. The coding region runs from base 1 to 963 and encodes 320 amino acids. The record is from RefSeq and is a predicted model, not a curated record. Lineage: Eukaryota; Metazoa; Chordata; Mammalia; Rodentia; Heteromyidae.